CGUGAUUCAGCCACUGCACUCUAGCCUGGGUGACAGAGUGAGACCCUGUCAACAAAAAAUGAAAACAGGCAGAGAAUGACAAUGGGGCACAGGAGCAUUGCAGAGAGACUAGGGGAGCAGUUGUAAUUUUUAAUAGGAUGGUCAAAGGAGGCCUCAUUGAGCAGGUGGCUUUAAGUGAAGACUUAAAGAAGGUAAUAGAGGUUUCUCCAGGUCUUUUGAGAAAACAGAAUGCAGGCAAAAGAAAAAUGACAGCCAAGUGCCUGAAACAGAGUGGCCAAAGAGAGUAAGGUCAUGGAUGUGACUGGGGGGAUGUCAAGGAGGUGACUGGAGUCUAAGUCAUGGAGAACUUAGAGGGCUGUUAUAGGGAUUUAUAUCUCUUCCUCUGAAUGUGAUUGGGAGUUACUGCAGGAGUUGCACAAAGGAAUGAUGAAAUCUGGCUUUUGUUUUAAAAGGAGCAUUCUGGUUCUCCAUUGAUAAAAGACUAAAGACAUUCUCCAUCCAGAAUACACUGCCAAGAACUGUGAAGCAUCUAAAAGUUUGCCCUACUUGGGGCACUGUUUUGUAAAUGCUGGCAGGUGACACAAACUUCCUGGGUCAAAGACACUAAUUUAUUACUCACUAAACAGGGAGAAAGAUUUUUGUGUUUGUGUCCGUCCUCCUGGCUCCACAAGUCCUACAGAGGAAAUACAGAAAAGCAGAUUAAUGUUGCAAAUGCAACAGAUGUGUGCGGCAGCCAAGGAACCCUGAAUUUAGGGAGCCUAGAUGUUUUAUAAUGUACUGCAAGCAAAGCUGUCUGAAGUUUGCUCCAGACACAGACAUUAUCUUUCUCAUACUGAACAGUAAGCAAACCUGCCCUCCACUUCAGAAGAAAGCAAUAUCUCUAGCUUCCAAGCUGUCCUCUUUACAAACAUCCUUGAAAAGUUAGCAGCAAAGGCUGUCAUUGUCUCUGCUCCUAAAACAUGCAGAAAUGGGAGAGGUCAUGAAGAAUUUUCUCCCAACCAGAAUUAGGAGGAUGUCAUAAUGUAUUGGAUGUAAAGUGAAAGGGGAAAAUAUACUUAAGAAUAACUCCAAGCGUUUUUAUUUGAACAUGUGAAAAGAUGGAGUUGCCAUCCACUAAGUUGAGAAAGACUACCAGUGAAGUGGUUGGGUGGAGAGGGUGGAUAAGGAGUUUGAUCAGAGACAAAAUGAGUUUGAGAUGGCUAUUGGAUGGAAUUCAAGAGACGUUGAAGAGGCCAAUAGAUAUAUAUGUUUUGAGUUCAUAAAGGAGUUUGAGUAAUAAUAUAAAUGUGUUAGUCAUUGGCAGGUAGAUUGAUUUUAAAGCCAUGGGACCAGAUGGGAUAACAAGGGAGUAUGUGUGGAUACAAAUGAGGACCAAUGAUUGGACUCCAUGAAGUGAUCCAAAAUUAAGAAACUGGGUAGAAAAGAAGGGUCCACUGAGGAGACUGAGAAGAAGUAACCAGUGAAGAUAAAGGAAACCAAGACGGUAUUGUCUUGGAAACCAACUGAAGAAAGUCCAUUAAAGGAUGAUCUUUUAAGAUGAGAAGCAAUAAUUGACCAUUGGAUUUAAUAACAUAGAGAUCACUGAUGGCUUUCAAAAGUGUUUCAGUAGAAUGGUACCAGGAAAAUCUCAAUUAGAUAAGAUUGGGAGGGGGUUUGGAGAUAGCAUGUCUGGACAAUCCUUCCAGUGAAUUUUGCUACAAAGUGUUAAAGCAAACUAAAUAUGGCCUGAGAAGGACUCUGUACUUCUUCAUUUGAGUCCUUGUGGGUGAACUGUAACCUACCUUAAUAAUCAGACAAGAUUGAAAACCUAAUCUAGUAGUGUGCACCUCUAACAAUACUUGAGUGUUGGCCAAUCCCAGCAGCCAUACUUCAACCACUCACAGACUGCUGACUGUUCAAACUGUUCAAAUAAGGCAAACGACCAGUUGUAACCAAUCUCACUGUUUCUGUAUCCCACUUCCGGUUCCUGUAUGUCACUAUACCUUUUUUUUUUUGGUCUAUAAAUUGGUUUUUACUUCGAGGCAACCCCCAGAGCCUCUGUGAAUCUGCUGUGAUUCUGAAAGCCGCCUGAUUCACAAAUUGUUCAUUGCUCAAUUAAACGCCUUUAAAUUUAAUUCAGCUGAAGUUUUUCUCUUAUCAGAUGGUGUCAGAAGCAGGAUCUGAAGUGGAGCUUCCAGUAUCUCCAGGAGCACUGAGUAAACACGAAAGGUACCGGCAUGAUCCACUGUGUCCAUUGAUCUCUCAGAGUGGCUGAGGAUCAUAAGUAAGCUCCCUCUCGCAUUUUGGAGCUUCACACAUUUGUGUUUUGAGCUCUCUGAGUUGCUUUGAGCAAAUUUCUGAUCCAAACUGGGUUUGGAGUCACAACGUAAAAUGGACUGGGUCUAGGAACGGAUGUGGUCUUGGAAUUAACCGGCUUGGAUCCAGUUAAAGGCCUCUUACAUCUCACUGGGUCAGAAAGAACUGGUAGUAAGCAGUAACGUUGUAGGAGUUAUAAAAUUUGGCGUUUGAAAAUUCACAGGGAUGUUUGUGUUCUACCCCCUUUGUUUCAUUUUUCUUGUGCACCUAGGUGGGAAAAAAUCAUUGGCUAAGUUAAUCAAGAGAAGCUGAGAGUAAACCCAAUAUUUUAGAUAAAUAUGGGAUUCUUCAUUCCAGCAGGGAGGAAGGGCAUGGGUUUUGGAGUCAUUCAUAUAUGGUUUCAAAAUCUGACUCUGGCAUUUAUCUCUGUAAGAAUUUGAGAAAUUUACUUAGUCUCUCUGAGCUUUGGUGUAUUCCAAAUGAAGACGACACUAACAGUAUCUGCAUCAUGAGUGCUACUUCAAUGGAAAUGUAUAAAGUGCAUUUUACACAUUUGUUCUCUUACCAUUUUCCCUUCACUUCUUUUCAGAGUUUCUUCUUGAAGGGCUCAAGGACUGAAGCAUCCCACAAUAUGAUCCUACUGAAUAACUCCCAGAAGCUGCUGGCCCUAUACAAAUCCCUGGCCAGGAGCAUCCCUGUGUCCCUGAAGGUGUACGGCUCUGUGUAUCACAUCAAUCACAGGAACCCCUUCAACAUGGAGGUGUUGGUGGACUCCUGGCCCGACUAUCAGAUGGUUAUUAUCCGGCCUCAAAAACAGGAGAUGACAGACGACAUGGAUUCAUACACAAACAUAUAUCGUAUAUUCUCCAAAGAGCCUCAAAAAUCACAAGACGUUUUGAAAAAUUGUGAGAUCAUAAACUGGAAACAGAGACUCCGAAUCCAAGGUCUUCAAGAAAGUUCGGGUGAGGAGAAAAGAGCGGCUGCAUUUUCAAAUUCAGUGAAGGUAGAGCAUUCAAGAGCAGGCCUCUUUAUUACAGAAAAUUUCCUGAAACUCCAUGCCUCCAAUAAAAGCAAGCUUGGAAGCUGGGCAGAGACAGGCCAACCAGAUGAUGAAUUUGAGAGGAAAACUCCCAACUUUAAUUAUGCCCAGCUGGAUAUUUCUUAUUCCGGGCUGGUAAAUGACAAUUGGAAGCAAGGGAAGAAUGAGAGGAGCCUGCGUUACAUCAAGCGCUGCAUAGAAGUCCUGCCAGCAGCCUGUGUGCUCGGCCCAGAGGGGACCCCAAUCUCAUGGAUAACCAUGGACCCUUCUUGUGAAGUAGGAAUGGGCUACUGCAUGGAAAAAUACCGAAAAAAAGGCAACAUGGCACAGCUGCUGGUGCGACACCAGAAGUAUCUGUGUCAGAAGAAUAUACCAUUUUACGUCUCUGUACUGGAAGACAAUAAAGACUCCCACAGAUCAGUGGGGUUGGCGGGUUACUUUGAGGCCCCCUGUGAGUGGCACCAAUGGACCUGCUACCCACAGAAUCUAGUUCCAUUUUAGACAAUGAAGCUGCUUAGCAAUCUUGGGCAAGCCAUCUCUUAAUAUUAAAGCUUUCUUCACUUACAAAUGUUGAUUGGGCAUUUAUGAUACGGCAGGAACUCUCUCACAUGGAGACUUGAUAUUAAAAGACACAGCCGUGCUCUUGAGGAGCUCACAAUCCAGGCUGGAGGCAGGGGAGGGUAUAGUCUUUAAAUAUGCUUAAGCGUUGUAGGGAAGGACGGGGUUACCAGUAAACAUGUCACCAGAAAGCCAGGCUCAGUUCUUACCUCUGGGAAUCAGAACUCUUUAUGUAACUUGGUUGAUAGAAUCUACUAUCUGGAAGAUAAAUGAAGAACUUUAAUAAAAUUGUCAAUAGAAUAUA
Molecule: messenger RNA, 4196 nt
Organism: Macaca mulatta (Rhesus monkey)
Lineage: Eukaryota; Metazoa; Chordata; Mammalia; Primates; Cercopithecidae
Source: RefSeq, a predicted model, not a curated record